Molecule: messenger RNA, 544 nt
Organism: Ochotona princeps (American pika)
Lineage: Eukaryota; Metazoa; Chordata; Mammalia; Lagomorpha; Ochotonidae
Product: mammaglobin-B-like
Exons: 3
Coding region: 95-376 (93 amino acids)
Biological process (GO): androgen receptor signaling pathway
Source: RefSeq, a predicted model, not a curated record
GGGUAUAAAUACAGCAGUUCUCCAUGAUCCCCUCCAGAGUGAAUUCCUUCAACUCAGCCACUUACGGGUGAAGAACAAUCAGCAGCUGCUUAACAUGAAGCUGUUCGUGGUCCUCAUGCUGACUGCCCUCCCACUUUACUGCUAUGCAGGUUCUGGCUGCCAGCUUCUGGAGGAUGCAGUAGAUAAAACCAUCGAUCCAGAAGUGUCUGUGGAUGAAUACACAGAAUAUCUUGCCCCAUACAUCCACUCAGAUGAUACUAAAGAGGCCGUCGAAGAGUUCAAACAGUGCUUCCUCAGCCAGAGCAAUGAGACCCUGGCCAACGUUAAUGUCAUGGUGCAUGCAAUAUACGACAGCGUGUACUGUGCCCCUUUUUAACCGUCACAAGACCAUCGGCUCAGAGGAAUCCAGAUGAUGAUCUCUAACCAUCCCCAGACUGCAAUCAACCACAACUUCCUUUUUUAAUUUUCACUUUGAUUAGUAAUUUGCAAGACAAUUGUUGAAGCCUGAAGUACAGUCAAUUUCAAUAAAAUCUUUGCAAAAAGC